AGUGAGGGGUCCCUUGGGGUGAGAGGGACAAGAAACACCCACUAGGACCCAACCCAGCGGCCGGCGGCCGAGCAUGCGCUGAGAGUUUAUGCAGCUGGCCCUGGCGGCCGCUGCUGCCUCGUCCGGGACUCGGCGAGGACUUGGGAGGGACAGCGGCGCCGGGAGGUGGCUUAGCAGAGACUUUCCAGCAACUGCUGUCCCGAACUUUUUUUUUCUUUUUCCCAGGAGGCGGCGACGGCGGCGGGGCGGUAGGGGGAGGAAGAGAAGGAAGCGUCCACAGCUUACGCCAGUGCAGCCCCGCGCCUCUGCAGGAGCGGCGCGGUGCCCGAUGAGUCCCAGCCGUGCGUCCGCGAGGGUUCCCCGGCGGGAGCGGGGUGCGGAGCCGAGCGCCGACGAGAGCAGCUGCUUAGCCCGUGGCGGUAGGAUGUGGUGAAAGGAUGGGGCUUCUCACUCCCGAGGCUCACCAUGGCCAGAGAGGACUCCGUGAAGUGUUUGCGUUGCUUGCUCUAUGCCCUGAACCUGCUGUUCUGGUUAAUGUCCAUCAGCGUGUUGGCUGUCUCUGCCUGGAUGAGGGAUUACCUGAACAAUGUUCUGACUUUAACGGCUGAAACAAGAGUGGAGGAGGCCGUCAUCUUGACUUACUUUCCUGUGGUUCAUCCGGUCAUGAUUGCUGUUUGCUGUUUCCUUAUCAUCGUGGGAAUGCUGGGAUACUGCGGGACAGUGAAAAGAAACCUGUUGCUCCUUGCAUGGUACUUUGGGAGUUUACUUGUCAUUUUCUGUGUAGAGCUGGCUUGUGGAGUUUGGACAUACGAGCAGGAACUUAUGGUUCCCGUACAAUGGUCAGACAUGGUAACUUUGAAAGCCAGAAUGACAAAUUAUGGCUUGCCUAGGUAUCGGUGGCUCACACAUGCUUGGAAUUUUUUUCAGAGAGAGUUCAAGUGUUGUGGAGUGGUGUAUUUUACCGACUGGCUGGAAAUGACAGAGAUGGACUGGCCUCCAGAUUCCUGCUGUGUCAGGGAAUUCCCAGGAUGUUCCAAACAAGCCCACCAGGAAGAUCUCAGUGACCUUUAUCAAGAGGGUUGUGGGAAGAAAAUGUACUCCUUUUUGAGAGGAACCAAACAAUUGCAAGUACUUAGGUUUCUGGGGAUCUCCAUUGGAGUGACACAAAUCCUGGCCAUGAUUCUCACCAUUACUCUCCUCUGGGCUUUAUAUUAUGACAGAAGAGAACCUGGGACGGACCAAAUAAUGUCCCUGAAGAAUGACAAUUCUCAGCACCUUUCAUGUCACUCAGUAGAACUGUUGAAACCAAGCCUUUCAAGGAUCUUUGAACAUACAUCCAUGGCAAACAGCUUUAAUACACACUUUGAGAUGGAAGAAUUAUAGACUGUUGAAAAAGGAAACAAUAAACUUGUUUUAUUGGACUUGUGCAUUUUUGAGUAACAGUUACCUGUUUCAGAAAUCUGUAGACUUAAAAAUACUGCAAUAAAAUAAUGUGUAGGCAUAUAAUUUUGUACUCUUUAAAACAAAGGGGAAAGCUUCCUGUGUCACCACCUGGACAAUAAUUGGUGCCCUUUAUAAUGCCAGGACAGAUCUAAUACCCAUCGGAGUGGUAUUAUAGCCAUUUUAUAGCCUGGGUAAUGUUUUAAUUGAAUACAGUUAUGUUUGAGUUGCUAUGAUUCGAUCAACAUUUCUGCAUCUAUGUAAAUGAACCGCAGUAAAGGUUGAUUUACUUCCACAGGCUACUAUAAAAAUUAUCAAUUAACCAUUAACAUAGGAAGCUAGACAGCACUAAUGACUUUAAUUUCUUGAUAUAUUUUUUUGAGGGUGACGAGAUUAUGCAUUAAGAACACUUUCAAAAUUGGUGACUACCUAAAUGUGGUUUUUGCUGGUUACUAAAAUAUUCUUACCACUUACAAGAGCAAACUAACACAUUGUCUUAAACUAAGCAGGGAUGUAUGUGUAUAUGUCUAGGCAAAGUCUAUAUAGUUCCAUAGUCUUGGAUUCUCAUAAGGUUAAGAAUUGCAAUUGUGAAAAGGAUAAAUUUGUUCUGUACAGAACCAUUGUGUUAGCCUUUCCCACUAACAGAGCUUUUAAAUUCAGUCUCAGGUUUAUAAUAUAUUUAUAACAAUUUAAAUACUUAACCACUAAUUUUAAAAAUUACCAGUGUCAUACAUGGAAAUCACUAGAAGUCUAACUAGUUCGGUCUUUAGGAAGUAUUGACAAGAAAAUUUACACACAUCUUUGUUGACUCCGCAGGCACUUAGAUGCUGUUUUCUCCCAUGUGAAGCACACUAACAGUUUCUUAAAAAUAAACGUUUGUUAAAAGAAUUUACCUUCACCUUUUUCAAAACAACAGUUUUCAAGUCUAUAUAAUUCUACAAUGACUAGUAUUCUUUGUCUCCAGAAAAAUGCUUAUGCAAAUCAUUACAAUGACAGUUUAACUGGAGACUAUCUUGGCUUUGUCUCAUUGAUUAAUAUGCUAUGUCAAAUUACACAGAUUAUUGAAUUUUUUACAAAAGUAAAAUAUAUUUAUUUGAAAUGGGAAGAGUGCAUUUUACUGUAUUUUGU
Messenger RNA from Octodon degus (degu), 2568 nucleotides. RefSeq names its product tetraspanin 12 (gene Tspan12). The transcript has 8 exons. NCBI's taxonomy places the organism in Eukaryota, Metazoa, Chordata, Mammalia, Rodentia, Octodontidae. Gene Ontology annotation, cellular component: membrane. The coding region runs from base 466 to 1383 and encodes 305 amino acids. The record is from RefSeq and is a predicted model, not a curated record.